GCAUUUGAGUUCAUUCUGCAUAAUGACGAAUAUAUCCAGUUCAAUAUUAAUUUUAAUCACUAUUUUAUUUAAAUCAUCGCUUGCAGAUGCUUUUGAUGGAAAAUCUCAAAAUGGUCUUCAUAUGAAAUUUAUACUACCAGAAAAUUCUAGAAGCGUUGGUGUUACCAGCGUAGCUCAAGUGACGUCACGAAAUGGCAAAGUGUCAUCCAUGGGUGGCAUACAAUAUUAUCCCCUUGCCGAACAAAACAAAGGAUCUAUAAAUAGUUUUGCUAAAGACAAUAAAAUUGUACCACGUGGCAUGUUUGUUACUACUUACAAAACUGGUUCUAACCCGCCAGUCACAAAAAUUUGGAGCUCAGAUUCUGAAAUGCCGAAUUUAAAUCCAUGGUUAUUCAAUCCUCCCAUAGUGUCUUUAAGGGGAAUGUUUCCCGAUUUCUUGGAAUUACAUAAUAUGGCAACACCUUGGCCCUUAAGGCAUAUUCGUAAAGCGCCAAACUAUAACUUAUGGAGGUAUCCCAUUUACGACCCUUUUAGGAAUAUUUGGUAAACUGUAUUGACUAGGUUUAGUAUCGUUAAGGUUUUUUAAUUGUUGACAUCAAAUGUACA
Molecule: messenger RNA, 606 nt
Organism: Zerene cesonia (dogface butterfly)
Lineage: Eukaryota; Metazoa; Arthropoda; Insecta; Lepidoptera; Pieridae
Exons: 2
Coding region: 23-547 (174 amino acids)
Source: RefSeq, a predicted model, not a curated record